AUGUCUCUAUGCGGCCAGUGCACCAUUUGUUACUCAGCAUUCACUCCGACAACAGCCUUUGCUUUGCCAUGCGGACACACGUUUCACGAGCAUUGCAUCGGACAGUGGCUGGCUGUCGCAACUGCAAGAAAGGGCACUGAGAAACUUGAUUUGAAAGAGGCUGAAUUAUUGCAAGUUCGACCUAUGCUACACGACGUUAAUGAAACGAAGAGCGAGAAGAAAGUCUUAAAGCAACUGCUUGAAGCGAGUGAUUUGGCUCUUGACGCACAAAAGAAGAAAUGUCGUGAAAUGGCUCAAGAACUGGAAGUGAAGAAUAAAAGGGUUUCUGAACUUGAAAUGGAGAAGAAACGUUUGCAAGAGGCGGUUCGCACGCUCAAUGUCGCACGCUCACAUCAAGGAGUGACAACAGCUCAGAAUCCAAAAAUUAAAAACCUAUUUGCUCUCAGAUCAUCGAAUGUUGAUGAAUUUGACAAGAUUACUGCUCCAAAAGGACCCGCUCACCGAGUGUUGCCAUUAGCUAUUACGAGUGAGACUAUGUCGUUCAAAGAUGUUAUGGAUGGGCCUUCAGCUGUUAAGACCAACAAUGUUUCCAAAAGUGGUUCGGAUGGACUUGGCGGCUCAAUUCAUCGUCUUGGUGAUCGUGCUCUCACCCGUAUCGAAAAUGCUCCUUCAAGCUCCUUGUUGGUUUUGGGUAGCUCGAGUUUGCCAUUCUCUUCAAAAUAUCCGGCUCCAGCUCAACCAAUCAGCGAGGGUCUGCAAGCCACAAGGCAAGUCUUCGACGAGGCUCUUAAAAUCAGAAAGGUCACGAAAGCCAUCGAACCCAGGGUGUCCAUCACUUUGGAC
This is a messenger RNA of Mesorhabditis belari, 843 nucleotides long. Lineage: Eukaryota; Metazoa; Nematoda; Chromadorea; Rhabditida; Rhabditidae. The record is from the annotation of a GenBank genome assembly.